AUGUCAGACUCUUCUCCCUCAAGUGCAGCAGCAGCAGCAGCAGCAACAACUAGCGACAAGUCAUGGACAUCACCCGUCAGCGCAGAACAGCUCAGGAAAUUCUUAAAUGACGCACCUGCCAUGUACAAGUAUCGGCUACACCGAGGUGCCGAGCGACAAAUUUUGACAAAUUGUUACCGAUUGUUAUGGGGCAACAACCAUGCCCUCAUGCAAAAGUACUUUUUCACUGACGCCACGAACGAUGUCAACGAUAAUUUAUCAAUGUUGCUUGAAAAAUACAAUCUUUUUAAGCGUGACGACGAUAAUACGGUCGCAGUGCCAUCCAACCCGGACAAUGUCCUUGUAGAUCCUUCGACCGAUGAGCCCGAGUAUUGGGAGAGUCAACGCGGCAAGCAGUGUGGCCACUUGUUCAAAAAGGGAGAAAGUGUUUACCGUUGCAGGUCCUGUGGGUUAGAUGACACGUGUGUACUUUGUGCACGAUGUUUCCAUGCGACAAACCAUGACGGACACGACGUGAAAAUAUGGAUCAGCCGAGGCGCCGGUGGCUGCUGCGACUGUGGUGACCCAGAAGCAUGGAAGGUGCCGUUAGAAUGCAGCAUCCAUUCCUUGUCAGCCGCCCCAUCCACGAGCGACACAGCAGCAGCAUCAUCAUCAUCAUCAUCAACCAUGAACAAUGAUGACAACUCCACUACAACCAAGUCCGCAGCGGGAACGCGUACUUUCGAGCCGAUAUCGUCCGUGACACCCGAACUACUACAACAGAUAAAGUCCACGAUCCAAGUAGUAAUGGAUUACAUUCUGGAAACAUUUGCCGUGAGUCCGGAGAAUCUGUCACUCCGCUCCAAACCAGAAAUCCAGCAGGACUGCGAGGCGAGCGACAAGGCAUUGGGAAUGCCCGACAGCGGCAACCGGCCCAUGUACGCGUGCAUCUUGUGGAACGACGAGAAACACUCGUUCGAUGAGGUGAUUGACGUCGUGAUGCGUGCGACCAAUUGCACCAAAAUGGAGGCGAGCAAAGUUGCCGAGAGCGUCGACGCCUAUGGCCGCCAUAUCAUUGAAACAUCGUCCAGACUCGACGACUUGAUACCCAUCGCGACCGAAAUCAACAGAAUCAAAUUGGCCGUGACGAUUCGGUCUUGUAAGGAUACCGUUCGUGAGCAGAUUUCUGGAUUGUUGCUCGAUUGGCUCAAGGAUUUGAUCAGCGGUCGCUACACGUUUUUCGGUAAUGUCCAAGGAGGCAAUUGUAUAUUGCGCGAUAUUAUAUGCGAGGUCCUGUGUGAGGAAUAUUCGCUUCGUCCGGAAUUGGCAGCUUUAUCGACUCGGUCGCGGCGUGGUACAGUGUCAGAUGCAGAUCCCAAUGACUAUGAUUUCGAGUUUGAUGGUACAGAAGAUGAAGGCGAGGAUGAUCAGGAUCAGGAUCUGUUGGAAGGCGCCAUGCUAGUGGAUGAAGGUGACGGCGUCUUUACACAAGUAUUCGAACCGCCAGAUGACGACAUCGAAUGGUUAGAAGCGGAUGAUGUUGAUGACGACGACGACGAAGAGUAUCAUCCUGGUGAUAGCGACGACGACGAUUACGAAGACGACGAGAAUGAUGAUAUUGGACCUCGCGGCUCCCACGGGUUGCAACAGGACGUGGAGAUGCGAAACGCAAGUGAUGACGAAGAUAUUCAUCAACACCAACAAGAACAUCACGAGUCGAGAUCUGACGCUACGUCUCCUCCAACUCAAGGACAGCGUUCACCUCCGCCUUCAGUUGUUACUACCAUUAAUAGUGGACAUGCUUCAGCAACAGCACCACAAACACCGCCUUAUCGACGUCAUUCACCAGGACGGCCGCAGGAUAUCAUUGAUCUCAAAUACGACUUGAAUGAAUGGCUGGUAUACACUGAAAAACUCGAGUCUGAAGAACGUGACAUUGCCACCGUUUUGGGCUCGCCUCUACCUCCUACAAGCAAGCUCUUGGCAGAAACGGAUCAGCAUAUCAAACGCGAGUUCAGUCGCAAGCUUCGCCUCGAUUAUCUCUUGCAGUACGACUUGCGUCUGUGGAAAACGGCCCGUGCUAGUAUCAAGGAUUUACUGAUUGGUACCGUUGUUUCCAACUAUGACUACCGUCCUAAUAUUGGUAUCCGAUUUGCACGCAACUAUCCAGAGCUAUUGGACGCAUUUUUCCUGAAGGAUCGUGAGCCAGAGCAUUCGAUCACAACGCUCUCUGUCCAGUUGCUUACUGUACCAACCGUGGCAGCACUAGUGGUCAAGAGUUACAAGUUCUUUGGGAUUGCUUGCUCGAUCCUAGCAAACUUCUUCAUGACAGAUCACAUCCAUAUGCUCCUACCAGAAGAGUAUCACAACAUGCAAGUGGACUGUUCGUCGCGCGCCAUUAAACGACCCCGGUUUGCAAUGACGUUCUAUGACUUACGCUAUGUUCUGAACACUGAGCUGGUCAAGCCCGAAAUCUGCCACCAACCAUUGUACUUGCGCCAUUUCCUGGACAUGUUAUUCCAGUUCCAGGCGAUGGAUCCACUUGUCCGAAAAGGCAAUGUCCAUGUAGAAUACGAGUCAACCUCGUGGGUCAACGCGUUCAAUGUCACGCUCCAAAUAUCCAAACUUUGUCGCUUAUUUGCCGACUGCUUUGCCUCGCUUUAUACUGAUGCACCAUCCAACAAUAGUGUUGAUGCGACACGAUCACUUGUCCGAUCGAUUCAACGUAUCAUGAAAGCCAUGGCUGAUUGGUCCCCUCGACUGGCAGAUAGAGAUGCAGGAUCAGUGGCAAUUAACGAGCGAGAAGGUCGUGGCUGCUUAAUCAAGGGUGUUAAGAGACAAGAGUACAAAAACUUCAAGACACAUUCAGCUGGUACCUUCCCUAUUGUCAAGUACGAUAUCGCCAAAGAACCGGUCUCUUUCCAUCAUCCUUAUCAUUGGCUUUUGGCGGAACUGUUGUCGCAUGUUCGCUUGCUCAAGGACGAAACAAUGCAUGAAUUGGGCUGGCAGAAUGGAUUCAAGAGCGUGAUUGACAAGUUUAAUGAACAAGAUCCAUCGCAUGAUACCUUUUUGGCAAUUCUCGAAUAUCCACUUCGCAUGCGUGCUCUUUUGGCCCAGGCCAAUUGUGGUGUAUGGGUCCGAAACGGUUUCGGUAUUCGUAACCAGGCACGCACAUAUCGCGAUGUCAGUGUACGAGAAUACACGUAUGAUUGGGACCUAUAUCUGCUCCAAGUCGGUCUCGUGGCGACCCAUCCUGACCAUAUGCUUGCAACCAUGAUUGACCGAUUCGAUGUUACUGAAUGGUUCAACGGCAAGCCCGACAAGUCGCAUAGCUACUACGAUACAUCGCAAAUGACCACGGUCGUAGAAGAGCUUAUUGAUUUCCUGGUGAUUUGUGCCACUGAGCGCGGAUACGCUUCGGAUAUGCCGAUCGAAGACAAGAUCCGCCGCGCCAUCAUUCAAUACUUGGGUCUAUCCAGCAUGGCUUAUUCUGAACUAGUCAAGGUCUUGCCCGACAGCCUGAGCGACCACGAAAUGUUUGACAAACACCUCGGCGAGCUGUCCACGUACAAAGCACCAGCUGGUCUAAACGACCACGGCCGCUACGAACUGAAGGACGAAUACUAUGCUGAAAUCGACCCAUACUUUUGGCACUUUUCACGCAAUCAGCGCGAGGAAGCCUUUGAAAAGCUCCGAAUACGUCGUAACAAGAUUGCUCGUGACAAGAAAAAGAGCGAAGUCGACAAGGAAGAGUUCUUUGUACUACCCAAACUGCGCAAGAUCCACUAUGGUCCGUUCAAGUACUUGGGUAACUUUUUGCAGUGCCAGAUGUUUGUCCAAGUUGUCCUGUAUGCACUGUGGAACUCGCGCACAGCCAAGGCUUCGAGUGAAUUGAUCCUGGACGAUGCGCUGUAUUUGGCCAUGGUCGCUGUGACGGACGAGAACAACGAAGCGUUUGAAAGGCAACAAGCGCUGGCCAAGGGCAAGUUCCGUUCCAACUCGCCUUUGGCAGCUACCGAUAGCUUUAUUCAUCAUGCGACUGAGGACAUGUUUGCCAUUACUGUGGGUAUUGAGCGAGAACAUGUGUCGCUCCUCACAAUCUUACUGCGAUUUAUGGGUGAUAAGGAGUACAAGUACGUCCAUCAGAGGUGCAAGUAUAUUAUCGACAAGAUAGAAGAGCGCGGCUCGAGCGAUGCCAAGGAAAUGAUUGCCGAGUGGCGAACCAUGCACCGGACAGCUCAAGAAGCCACCGAGGCAGAAGAAAAGGAUGACGCUGCUGCAGAAUAUGAAAAGAAAAAGGCAGAGGCCAAGGCUCGCCAGGCGAAUAUUAUGGCCCAGUUUGCUCAAGCACAAUCCCAAUUCAUGUCUCAACAUGCAGACAUGUAUGACGACGAGGAAGAAGAUAUCAUGAGCGAAGGCGGUGCUGAUAUGGAUCAAGAAGCAGCCAUCACCGACGGUGAUGUUGAACGCACCUGUCAUUUCCCUGCAGGAACCUGCAUCGUCUGCCAAGAAGAGCUCGAUCGGUCGCGGUUGUAUGGCGUGCUUGGCCUGGUCCAGAAAUCAAAAACUGUGCGUCAGACACCGCUCCAAAAUACCGAUAUCGUGUUUGACCUGCUCGAAACAGCACAAGGCCGUGAUACGUGGAAAGAACAUAUGGAAGCGGCCACUCAGGAUACCAAUAAGCGCCCGUCAAUGCAUGGAUUCCCCACAGACGCUCACGUUGAAGGCUUGCAUAUCUCAACCUGUGGCCAUUUGAUGCACGCUCACUGUUUUAACGGAUACCAAGAGUCCGUCGAAAGCGAAACGAGCAACCCGUUGCGCGCAUUGAUGCCCCAGCUCAGACACAAGCAGUUCCUUUGCCCGCUUUGCAAAGCACUUGGCAACGUCUUGCUGCCAAUCGUAUGGAAGGGCAAGAAGGAAUCGUAUCCAGGACCCAUGGUCACCAAGACACCUUACGAAGAUCUGGGCGGUUUCGCCAAAAAUAUCAUGACGCAGCUAGAAGGCGAGAUUGGACCUGCCGACCGCAUUCCUGGUAGCAUGGACGAAGAUGCUGACCCACGUGCGGAACCGGGUGUCGAGAUUGAAGACGUGGACGCACUGCGACGACUUUAUAACCAACUGCGCACAGCCAUGAAAGGAGGCAACAGCAGCCUGAUCAUCCAGGAUGGCAGCAUAUCACCAGGAGAACUGCGUGCAUCAUUGCUCGAGCUGUACAACAUGUACGCCUAUGCGAUUUCAUCGAUUGAAAUAGCACAGCGUGGUGACCAUGGCGUGCGAGCACGGGAUUUGAGCGUUGAACAUACAGGAACGUUCUUGGACGAUAUUUCUUUCCAAAACCAGACGUUGCUGAAAAUCCUGGCCAAGACAGGCGAGCUCAUGCCCAGUGUCAUGAACACGCGGUGGGUGACGGACGAUCGAUACACGCUGCAGCGUAUCAGCUUGGGUGUGCUGCGCCAAAUCUUUUACGAAGAGACCUUGGAAGCUGAUGAUUUGGCAAGCAGCGAGAUCAUGCGCAAGCCAUUGCUCGUAGCUGAUGCGUUCGAAACUUUAACGACCCUUGGGUUUAUCAUCAAAUCACGCCAUAGUGAAGCCGACAUCCAUCACUUUAUGCGUCUACUCUAUGUAGCCGAAGUGGCAAAGACCGUGAUUGGGUUAUUACAAGGCUUCAAGACUGAAACGCUCGCAGAUAGCAAGGUGUCGCAAUCGUAUCAACGCUUAUCCUCACACGCGUCGCAAUCUCGAUCCUCGGAAGAAGCAGAGGCAGCCAAACGGUUCGCAUGUGAUAUUGCCGGCCUUGUGGGCAUUUCAGAAACCACCCUCCAAGACUUUUUCGCAGCAGUGCCUGCCCCUGUAUUUGCUUCGUUGAUCCGAACGUUCACGUUACCGUAUCUGCGGAAAUCAUUGCUAUUGAUGAUCGUGCACCACGGAUUUAUUUUACAACCCAUCAACUGGGAAGAGGAAGAUCUGGACGAUGAUGCCAUGGACGACGAAUAUGAAUAUCUGACUCGUAUUCUUCGACUGCCAGCGCUAGCCCAAAUGUUCAAGUUGGGGCCUUUUGAACAAGGCAUGUUGAUGGGCUGGUGUAAACACUAUUACAAUGAACAACAAGAAUUGGUUCCCGAGGGUAGUGCUACUAGUCCUACCACUACUAUCGUCGCACCUACUAUUGCUGGUACCGGUAGUGGAGCAAGCACUGCCACGAGUGGUAGUCCUACCACGACAGCAAUGACAGGAACACUUGUCAGACAACCCAAGCUUGCGCUUCGAUUGCCUACGCCAUACUAUCUGGUGUCGCUGCCUUACCGGAUGGACCAAUUGUUUGAAGAAAGCUCAAGACGCGUAUGCCGCAAGUGCGGCAAUCUGCCAGAAAACCCUGCAUUGUGUCUAAUUUGUGGCACGUUUGUCUGUGCACGUCGAUACUGUUGUACCGAAAACCACCGUGGCGAAUGCAACACUCAUAUGCGCACCUGCAGUGGCGACGUAGGCAUUUUUUUGGUGAUCAAGGAGUCGCUAGUGCUGUUGCUCCAUGCUGACGGUGGAAGUAUCAUGAACGCGCCUUACCUGGACACUCACGGUGAAGUGGAUCUGUUCUUGAGACGAGGUACACCACAAUAUCUCAACUCACAGCGCUUCGAACAGAUCCGACAAAUGUGGCUCUCUCAUGUUGUACCGGCCUUUGUUCGACGAAAGAUGGAGUCGUCAUACUCUUACACGCGUUGGGAGUCCUGGUGA
Molecule: messenger RNA, 6711 nt
Organism: Zychaea mexicana
Lineage: Eukaryota; Fungi; Mucoromycota; Mucoromycetes; Mucorales; Lichtheimiaceae
Exons: 5
Coding region: 1-6711 (2236 amino acids)
Biological process (GO): ubiquitin-dependent protein catabolic process via the N-end rule pathway; protein ubiquitination
Cellular component (GO): ubiquitin ligase complex; cytoplasm
Molecular function (GO): ubiquitin protein ligase activity; zinc ion binding
Source: RefSeq, a predicted model, not a curated record